GAAGGACUACAAGCCCCAGAGGUACCCCGCGAGGAGCAUGCGCAGCAGCAGCUCACUCCCCUCGCGGAGGAUCUGGGACUGCAAAUGGCACGUUGCUCGUACGGGGGUCAGUGGAGGGGAGGAGAGAAAUGAACCUAGAGCGCCCGUCCGCUGUUUCGCGCCUGUAGUGGGAUGUUGCUCUCUUCGAAAGGUUUUUUUACUCUAGCUGGAAGCUGAAGAAUCCUUACACCGAAUCAGUGGUCUGGUCCAGCGGCUUUGGCCUUUGGAGCAUCAGAAGUACAAUGACUUGAUCAUGAGCCUAAUCAAACAAGUGAUAAACUUUUAAGGAUAAAGGCAUCGUCCUGUGAUAGACUUUCUGUUUUUAAGAGUACAUAUUGGGAAAAGGAGCUGUAUAUAACAGCAUCUUCAAUAUGCUGUUGCCAUCAACCAAAAUGCAGAAACCAUUUCAGCUGGUGUACAGGACAUAUUGGAUGCCUUAUCGCAGCUGUAUCUUUUCAUUCUUAAAAGGACAAGCCUCCUUGCUUAAUACUAGACAGAAAAUGGUUUCCUUGGCUUUGAGCUCCCAGCACCAGUGUCUACAUGCAUCUGCUGCUGUUUGUGUUUCCAACGAAAGGCAAUUCUUGGGCAUGGCAUCAUCCCAACUAGAAGACCAUCGCAGUAAAGGACUGGAAAGAGAAAUUCAUACCAAACCAUCUGGUAACUUAGCCCAGAAAGACUCUGUAGAACCAAAUUCUGUAGAGCUUGAUCCCUUACAAGACAAAUCUAUUAGCCUUGUGCAGAGAUUCAAGAGAACUUUUAAACAGUAUGGCAAAGUUCUGAUUCCAGUGCAUAUUUUGACUUCCAGCAUAUGGUUUGGAAUUUUUUACUAUGCAGCUUUAAAAGGAAUAAAUGUUGUUCCUUUCCUCGAAUUCAUAGGGUUGCCUGAAAGCAUUGUAAAUAUUCUAAAGCAUUCUCAGAGUGGUAAUGCGAUAACUGCCUAUGCAAUGUAUAAGAUUGCAACUCCGGCCAGAUACACAGUGACUUUAGGAGGGACAUCUAUCACUGUAAAGUACCUUCGUAAGCAAGGCUACAUGUCUACACCACCUCUAGUCAAGGACUACAUUCAGGAUCGAAUGGAAGAAACGAAAGAGCGACUAUCGGGGAAAAUGGAGGAAACCAGAGACAUGAUUAGUGGCAAAAUGGAAGAAACAAAAGAGAGGCUGACUGGGAAGAUGGAAGAAACAAAAGAUAGGAUAACAGAAAAGAUACAAGAAACAAAGGAUAAGGUUUCAUUUAUAAAAAAGAAAGAAUAGGAAAAUUGGCAGCAAAACCAAAGCAUUCGUAACUCUUCAGCAAAUGUGGAAUGUAUACACUUGCUGCUUUUUGUUUCUGCUUCUUUUAGGUGUUUUGGGCUGAUUAGAAAGUGCCAGUGAUAUGAAAACUAAAAUAAUAACAUCUCUAAGGCUCACACCCAACUUUAGAAAAUUAUUGCAAUAUUUUCAAGUGUUAGGAUUUGGGACCAUAGCUAGGUCCCAAAGUGGAGUUCUGUGGUCUGCCUAAUUAUGACCAACAGUCUUGUCUGGAUCUUUGUGGAGAAAGAACAAAUUUAGCUACACAUCUGAUUUGAGCUGACCUCUUUGUCACUGUUAAGUGUCUUGGAAACAAUGUAUGAGAAUGUUUGGGUCAUGUACACAAACGUAUUUUGGAGAUGGUGUCAAUAUUUGUAAAUCAUUUAAUCAUAAUAUUCUUAAAAGAUCAGGUAAUUAUAAAAAUAUAUUACUUCUAUAUUCUUAUUAUAAACAGUUUACUGAAUGGUGUGAGAGAGCGACUGUAAAAUGAUACUAAACUUAAUUGUAUAUUUAAAAUGCACAAUUGGAUUAGACUAAAAAUGUCAUGCCAUCAUUAAAAGUUUUUAAAAUGAAGAAGAUAAACCUACCUCUGAAUAGUCAUUUACAUUUUCAUCGUUAUGUAUAGAGUAAAGACUGAUAGAUGCUGCUGCCUUUUACAUUGAAGAAUCCUAGAAAAUUUCCACAAAACUUCAGCAUUACUAUACUGUUUAGUACUAUGGAGUAAUCUAAAAAUUACAGGUGUGAUUUCUAUGAUUCCCAUGUUGUUGUCAUUUUCUGUGGGUGGUAGUCAAUUUUUACUCAGAGUAGACCCAUUGAAAUUAAUGGCCCUGGCUUAGCCAUGUUCAUUGGUUUAAGUGGGUCAUCUCUGAGUAAAUCUUCAUUGAAUGCCAUCCAAAGAUACCUGUUCUAUCUGAAGCAUAACAUGGCAUUUCAGUUCUCCUGUGGUUUUGUUUUGUUUUUUUUAAGCGCUUAUAAGCUGAAAUAUAAAGGAGUACUGCAUUGGAGUGGGAGAUCCAGAAACUCAUGGUACACCCUUUCAACCUCCUUGUGUAUGUAUACCACUGCUUGUGCUGUGACUGGUGGCAAAAGGAGUCAGUGAUAGGAUUGCACCCAAAACAGCAAACGUAUUUUCCAAUCUGGUUACCUUUAAGCUAUAUGGAGGAGGAUAUGUAUUUGUCUGUCUAUUUCUAGACUUGCUUCUUUUAUUUCUGUCAAGUUACCAGAAAGCAUCUGUAGACUUAAGAUGCUGCGAGAUUGAUGGCAGUCAAGGAGGCAUCUGCAAAGUCCAUUGCCAAAAUGUGCUCUGACUACUUUUUCAUGCUACUGAUUUAGGGAAUUGUUUUCUUUAAUGCUUUCAAGUAUAAGAGGGAAGCACUUACCAACAAAAACCCUCUUGUGCAGAGCAAUUAAGACUUUUGAGAGUUACACUAUUACAGGGUGAGUCCUUUAAAAGAGGUCCCGUGGAUAGAGUACCCAUGUUCCAUGGGGCCUUUUUUAAAGGACUCACCGUGUAUAAGAGUUCAAAGACAGUAUUUGAACAAUGAUAUAAAUUGCUCCCCUCUUUACAUGGUCAGUUUUCGAUGGUGAGGCUGAACUUACUGCCACUUGUGUGUGUGUCCCAGAAUGAGUUUGUUGAAUCCAUCUUCCAAGUGCUCACCAUGCCUUUUUUCUUCCAAGGUGAUAUGCUUCCUUUGGUCCCAAUUGUACAGGAUGAGCACCACUCAACACUGCAUGUUCAUCCUGGCAUUACUGUAUUAGUUCAACUGAGCUAUCCAAAAUACCCCUGACAUGAAUUUUUCUCCUUUCUCUCAUCACAUGGAAGAUGAAUUGCCUUUGUCAUUCUGGCAGCUGGCAAGGAGGAUUUUCUAUGUAUAUCAGGAAGAAAAAUAUGUGAUAAAAUAGGUAGUUGUGUCCACCACCAGGUGUAAUGCUCUUAUAAGCAUGCUUUGUGAAUGGGACAGGAUGCACAAGAGAGAAGACAUUGGCAGUUGGCCCUUUGUCUUUCUUGUAUCUUUUAAUUGAGUGAAAGGAUUGUGGGAGAAAAUAGCUAUGGAUAAAAUAUUCAAAAAGGUGGAGGUCAACAUAGCAUGAACAUUUGCCACGCCAAUUUUAAAUUGCUUUAACUGCAGGUGUCAAACUGGGACCUCCCCUGUUGCAGAGAUUUGAAUCAGCAGCCAUUUUCACUCAGUUUCUUAGCAUAUGUCAUAAAGCUGAAAAUAAAAGCAACAUGAAAGCAAGGCACAUGGCCAGCAUCAGGAGGCGCGGGGAAGUGUGACCAUGGUUGUGCCCCCAUAUUUGGGUCAAAAAUGAGCCCUAAAAUAAGCAGCCCUAAUGUAAGUGAAUUCAAAGUGGGCACCUGCUUAUUAAUGGGAUAUGGUUUACCCGGACUUGUACCCUGGUAUGUAUUGGCUUGCUUUUUCCUGGAUAGAUGUGCGGAUCUUGCUAGAGGAAAGCCCCAAAGGUUGAUACUUAGAACAGCAUACUUCAGAAAGCAGCACUGAGGUCAUGAGGUCAUCACAACGUGCAAGGACAGCGUAGUCAAAAAUAAGAGCCAUGGCUGGAAGUGAAGUACCACCAUGGCCUUGACCCUUAAGCGCAAUAUUUUUUUUAUUUUUCCACAAAGAGCAUGUUGGAGAGUUAUGCUGUCGGAUGUCAAUUGCAUGGAUGUUAGCUUUCACCCUAGUACAGAGUUGGCCACUUUUACCUUUGCAUAUAUAAUACACAUAAAAUGGUACAGGGGGAAAUAGAGGACUGCAGCCUAGGAAUCUAUUUCUGAACAACUUUCCCUUGCUUGUCUCUGUACUUUUAAGGCAAGUUCAAAAGAAUAUAUUCUGGUUUAAUGUCAAGUCUAUUUAAAAUGAAACAAUUCCAUCCUCUUUCUUGAAAUAAAAUUUGUGUUUUGUUGUAGUGAUAACACCUAGGGCUUAAAAAUAGUAUUGGGGUGGGAUGUCAUGCUGGUAUAAAUGGAAGCAGUAUCUGCAUGCUGCUGCUGCUGUGCUUGAUCAUUCAUUUCAGUGUGACUUUCCCUGGCUCUCUGCGCCAGCCACACUGAAGGAAGAAGAUGGCAAAGCCACAAUAUUUGGUGAAAUGUUCUGUUUCAUCCACUACCCUAUUUAUUCCUUGACAAGUUUGCCUUUUUCUUAUAUCCACUGUAGAUGGAUCUUGCUGGAAUAAAUUUUGCAAAGUACCAUUAUUAAAGUACUCAUGGCACAUCAUUACUUGUCUGUGGGUUCUUCUUGUGUCACUGAGAGGAUCUGUAAGUUAUAACUCCCUUUUACCAUCCUCCAAUGCUUUAAACAUUGUGCUGUGAUAGAGAUAUAAGUUGUGUGUAGUGUGUGUUUCUGAAAAGCAAUUAUCUUUUAAAUGAUUUUUUUCCCCAUAACUUUUGUAUCCUUACUGUGGGAAUAAUUGUGCUGAAACUUUUGCUUGGAGUUUGCAGAGAUGUUAUUCUAAUUUUCCCUAAGUGCUAAUGAAAAACAAACUUUUGCUUGUGAAAUGGUUGUAAUAUUAAAUUGCAGCGCAACCAUUCUCCACUUGGUCCCUAAUAACUAGUUUGCUGUUACAAAUUUUCCUCUGAACUGUUUUCUUUACCACCGUAAUUAUCUUUGCGACUCCCAUCCUAAAGAGAAAACAGACAAAUGGAGAAAGCUCCACUGGACCCAAGCCAUUUGCUCUGCAAACACCUUGUGGCCUCAUGUAUUCUAUAUGAAUUACAUAAUUCAAUAUGGGGGGGGAAGAGAACUUGCUUUAUAGCAGGAGCACCAGACACCAUGGCUUUUCAUUCAUUCUUUGGUUUAAUUCAUUCAUUUGGUUUAAUUCAUUCAUUCUUCUGUUUUAAUAUUUCAGUUAAGCACAAAUCCAUAAUAUUUCCCUCCAAAUAACUGGUACUAAUUCCAACAAAUUUCUCCAGAAAAGUAUGGAUCAGACUGUGCUAUGUUAUCUUCUUAGCUGAAUCAAAACAUUCUGCAUAAAACAUAAUGUGAAGGCAUCUUUAGUGAAAUAAAUUUCUCAGCUGUUAGUGCCAGCAGUGAUUCAACUGAAGAGAGCAUUAUCAAGACUUGUUUUGUACAAAUAUAAUGGAAGUGUUCCCUGGCAUAUACCAAAGUGAUCAAUACAAGUUCAAUCAGCAGAGCAAUCCUAAGAUGGUAGGGGCUGAGCAAUCCUAAGGUGGUAGCAGACUUUCUGCAUGCACAGAGUAGGACACGUGCAGGAUCCAACAGUCCUUCAGCCAUCUUUUCUUAGAGCCUAGUCUUGUUCCUUUAAUUUCUUAAACAAAAUACUAUAAAUAAGUUACUUUUUAGAUGCACAAAAGUUUUUGUCACCAUUUUUAGAAUCAGUAUUAAAACAGCAUGAGACAUUUUGGUAUUUCAGCACUACUAGGAUGUCACGUUUCUGACAUAAUUGUUAUGAACAAAUAAGCUUUGUAACAGGAGGAUUUUACUUAGGUGGUUUCAGACUUUGGAAAUGGUCAGAUGUAAAGAUCUCUCUGUGGGCAAGUUUCCAUAAGUAUACUGGUCUGAGGCUUAAACAUCACAUGAUAGCAAUUGCAUAAAUGCUUCCUCUGCCAUUUUUAUAUGAUCAAGGGUUGCAUCUCUCAUGUUGUUUCAGCCUGAUGGAGAUCCAGUCAACUUUCUAUUACUGCACCUCGUGUGUGAAUUAGCAUUUUCAUAAAUACAGGCUAGUUUGGGUUUAAAAUCGAAGCUUCUGUGCUUUGCAAUACUGUACAACAUCUGCUUAGAACUGGAACCUGAACAAGGCCCACAAAGUCAAUAAUUUAUUCAUCCAUCACAGCUUGUCCAGGUCACUCCCUGUGUCCCUAGAGUACCUGGGAAUUCAACAGCCAUGCUUACUUGGCAUCUGAUUUUAUUUUAGCUUGGAAGCUACAUCUCAUGAACUUGCUGCUUGUCUCGCUGAAACAAGAUGCUAGAUAAUGUGUGCACAGAAUCUGCAUGCAACAGACUCCCAGGUAACCUGAUUUCAUAUUGGCAUAGCCUAUGUGUUUUUCCUCCUUUCUAUGACUUUUCUGUCAGGUUUGUUUAAUGUUCUGCUCUUCUGGUUAUGUGUGAUCCCUUCGGGGGGUUUGCUUAAUAAAAAUCAAGCUCUAUCCUUCUGCAUAAAUAGUUUACUGUCACCCAUAAUAAUAAUUACAGAAUCUUAAUUACCUCUAGCAAUUAUGUGGCUAGUCUGAUGAGGACAAUUCUGUAAGUAGAAAGAACACAUCUUGAUUGUAUAAGCCUGCAAGCAAGCCUGUAACAUUGAGUUUGUUUCCUAGCCUGAUUAAUUAAUCAGACAAUCACAGGCGACUCUGUGCAUUAAUAUAAACUUGGUUUGCUGUUUUUAAAGGGAAUUGUCAGCUUUUUGAAAAAAGAAAACAUACAGUAUAGUGGUAGAUUUUUAUUAAGGGGAUGUAUUUGGACACGCAAAUGUGACUAGAAUAAUAGAUAAUGGAGAACUUGUCCACCACAAUGUAAGUAAUGCACAAGGCAAUAAGCAACUAUUUUACUUUUAAAAGACAACUGAAGGCAGCCUUGUUUAGGGAAGUUUUUAAUGUCUGAUGCUGUAUUCUUUUUAAUAUUCAGUUGGAAGCCGCCCAGAGUGGCUGGGGAAACCCAGCCAGAUGGGAGGGGUAUAAAUAAUAAUUUUUUUUAAUUAUUAUUAUUAUUAUGCAAGGUACACAAAAGGAGAAGUCAACAGCUUUUCAUUACUGAUAACCAUUCUCUAAUGACUGUAGGAUUGACUAUAGCUAGGGUUAACAUUGAUUUAGUUGUGUGGGUGUGUCUUUUAAGGUGAUGUCUUGGUUAUAUCAAUUGCCAACAUUAACUGGUGGGUGCCCACAUUAGCAAUUCCUGCUUUCAUAUAUUAAGGUCUGCAGAGUAGAGGAUAUAGAUGAGAAAGAAUAACAAAUCCAUUAUACAUUCAAAAGGAUAGAAGGGCAAAUAUCAGUGGUGGACCAGAAGACAUUGUACAGAUACUAGAAUAGAUUUUAAUGGUGUUUAUCAACUACAUUUCCAUUUUAAAGAAUAAAUUUACAAGUAUUUACCAUUUUUAACCCAUCACAACUUAAAGUGGAAAUUGAUGGAGUACAUUAAUUUGACUUAGUAAAUUUGGAAUUGACUAGUGUUGUUGAUAACUCCGGUCACCAUUGGGACAACAUCCCAUCCCCAACCUCUCUUAUGCAGUCCAUAAAUUCUCAGACGUAUGAACAUCUUUUCACAUGGAACAUCUUGAGUUUCCAUGGAGGAACAGCUUCAUGACAUCCCUAGUUACAGAUGCCCCUUCCCUGCACGGAAAGGGCCCUAGAGCAUCAGCUUUACAUGCUGAAGGUUGCAGGUUCAGUCCCAGGCUUCUAUGGGUAGAGCUGAAACAUCGUCUCCUGGAGAGCCACUAAUAGUCGGACUAGACAACACUGAGGUUGCUAGAGGUGGUGGCGGCUACUAGCCAUGUUGGCUGUGCUCGAGGCAGUCAUGCUGAAAGCCAGUUGCUGGAAAGCAUGGGAAGGGAGAGUGCUUUUGUGCUCUGAUAUUACUUGUAGAUUCCCCACAGGCAUCUGGUUGGCCACAGUGAGAACAGGAUGCUGGACUAGAUGGCUCGAGCCAGCGGGCUCUUCCAUAUAUGUUAUGUAUCCUGUUAGGUGUUUGUUGGAAGAUCCUUUGAAUACCUUGCGCUCCUUUGUAAUCUGGUAAUGGGUUGAUGCUUUAGUCUAGGUGCUAGUGCAGGCAUCCCCAAACUUUGGCCCUCCAGAUGUUUUGGACUACAAUUCCCAUAAUCCCUGACUGGUCCUGUUAGCUAGGAAUUAUGGGAGUUGUAGGCCAAAACAUCUGGAGGGCCGCAGGUUGGGGAUGCUUGUGCUAGUGCUAUCUGAUAUUAGUUUAGCUAGCAAGGAGGCUGGAUAAUUUUUUGCCAUGUCAUCCACAUUUAGAAAUUCUCUCCCCAGAGCAUUUCAUUCCAUACAGUACUGACUUUCAGAAAAUUUGUGAACAAAUGAACCUUUUGUAUGGGUGUGCACUUGGAUAUUGAUCAUUGUCUUGCGAUAGAUCGUGGUGGUUUUUUAGUUUGUGGUGUUCUUCUAACAAUUAGACUGCUAUGGUUGUUGUAUGGUUUCUGGUUUUAUUGAUGUGUUUAACUGGCUGGUUUAUUGAUUGUUGUAAUGCCAUGUUUGCUGCCAUAAGGGCACAUUUUGGAGCCAUGUGUGGGCUAUAAAUCUCAAACAUGAAUAAAUAAAAAUAAAUCAGCCUGACCUUAAUUGCUAGCCUCAAGCAUAGGAACUUGUAGACGCCAGCAAUGAGACCUGCUCCAUAGACUGUAUCUUAAGGAAAGCACUAACAUCUAGAAGUGGGUAUCCCAUGACAAUGCAGUAAGGGGUGUAGAAAAGAAGGUGCAAGUAGAACACCAUGCUCAAGUGCAUCAUGCUUUUGAGGACUUAGCAGAUUUGAAGCCUUGUUGCUGCUGCUCCUACAAUGUGCAUCAGCCAGAGCAUUAAAGCUGCCACAAUAAGUGAGGUUUAUUUUCCAAUUGGUAAAUGGACUGCAGUAAGAUUUUGACUUUAAAAAGAGCACAUAUCCCAGUUGGCAACCCAGUUGGCAACUAAAGGGCUUGAUUUUAAAAAUUAUGUAAUCCCAUUCAUGCCAAUGAGCUCAAAUCACAUUAAAUCCAAAUCCCCUGCCUUAACUGAAGUGUCGAUUGGUCCUAGCUACUUCAGUGACAAUUAAAUAGCCUUAAAUCUGAGUACUUUGAUUUAAUUAGGUUGGGAAUCCUAUGAGAGACACUUAUUCUGCUGGACUUAUUUUCUGGUUCUCAAAUAAAGAGAACAACAGAAUGACCAUUCCCUUGGACACUUUGAGGAUGACUUUAUUCCUUAAGACUUUUGGAAUCACAUUGUUAUCCAUGCUGAGCAGUGGCGCAGUGUGCCCUGAUCCUCAGUCUGUGAAGCAUUUCAAUCCUGGGAAUGUCACAUUUACCAUGAAUGGAUAGGGGAAGGGUGUACACACACACACACACACAGCAGGGUGGGAGAAAGAAUCUUUUCCGCAGUGAGAAGAAUAAAACUGGUUUCUUUUUCUCUUUUUUCCUUGCUAAGAGAUUCCUGCUGUGUAGGGUUAAAUGUAGGUCAAGCUGUCUGAGCUUGUGUCUGCGAUCUGCAGCACACUCAACACUACAUUAAAUUGGGAUUUUCCACUUACUCAACUGUCAAUCUCCGUAAUAUCGGUAAAAGUUAAAUUAAUCAGGAGUGAGCAGGACCUGGCUCUCAAGGGGGCUUCUUGAGCUCCGGGGUGAUGCUUAGGCUUGUUGCAGGGAGGGGGAAAGAUAUGGUUUCUGUCACUAAGAUAUUGCUGUGUCCUGGCUGUUUGCCUAGAAGCUUCAGAAUCUCAGAGAGAAAGAAAUAAUGUGCCGCUGUUAACACAGAUCAGCAGAGCUGUUGGGUUUUUCUUUCUAAGCACUAAUGCCACACAAUUUGAAUUAGAGGCCCACAAAAAAAUGCCAAUUUGCGUUCUCUUGGAUAAAUCAGGUUGCACUGCUUUCCUACAUUUGCUCCUUGUCCUGUAGUGUUGACAUCUCUAAAGACAAUAAUGCAAGAACCUACCUUAUGCAGAAUUAAAACCAUUGGUCCAUCUACUUCAGUAUUGCUAUUCUCUUUAUUCCCAAAACAGCUUAUUUAACAAGCCCAAUGGAAAACUGAGCUGGGGAAGGUGAUUCACCCCUGACAAGUAAUUAUACCUCUAUUCAUCAUUCCUCUUCUAUUCCUUUGCACAAGGGCCCUGAAAAGCAUCUGGGAACACCCUGAUGUAUUAUGAGGCUUCCUCUGCUCCUUUGCAACUGACAACAGCUCAGAACAUGACUUUUCUUAUGUCACCACGUCAGAUAUCCUAUUUAGGUUUGCGGAGAGCUUUUAAAGCAGCCUAGCAUAAGACUAGAUUUGCUUUCCAUUAGACUGUGGGCUGCUGCUGUUGUUUGCAGGGUUGGUAUAUUUCAGAGGAAAUUACCCUGAUAUGUGGACCCGCAGAGUAAGGUUGAUUUUGAGGUAUGAGGGUUUCUUAGAGGUACUGAGUGUAGCUCAGCUCAAUCCACUCCCCUGCCAAAUAUACUCUCUCCCUCUGGUAAUAAGCUGCAUUUUUGUAUAACAUGCUAUGAAGAUGAGUUCAAUGUCAUAUAGAAAACAUUGUGCCAAUCUGUGGAUUAAACUGUGCUGGAAAUAUCCCCUUCCCUCUUCCCAUCUGAAAGUGGGAGAGGUUCAAAGAGCCAGUGUGGGAUACUGGUUAGUGUGUUGGGAGACAAAAAUCAGCCAUGAAGCUCACUGGGGUCUGUCUGUCGCUUAGCCCAAGCUCCAUCACAGAGUUUUGAGGAUAAAAUGGGAGAGUGAGGAUGCCAUGUAUGCCACCUUGAGUUCCUUGGAGGAAAGGAUGGGAUAUAAAUGUAUUAAGUAAAAAGUCUAUGCUGAAGUUAUAGAAAGAUUUAGGUAUGUAAGAUUGUAUACUCUGGAAUAUAAUACAGAUGAGUUAAUAAUAAAGCCAGUGUGGUGUAGUGGUUAAGAGCGGUAGACUCGUAAUCUGGGGAACCGGGUUCGUGUCUCUGCUCCUCCACAUGCAGCUGCUGGGUGACCUUGGGCUAGUCAUACUUAUUGUAAGUCUCUCAGCCCCACUCACCUCACAGUGUUUGUUGUGGGGGAGGAAGGGAAAAGGAUAUGGUUAGCCGCUUUGAGACUCCUUUGGGUAGUGAUAAAGCGGGAUAUCAAGUCCAAACUCUUCUUCUUCUUCAGAUGCACUAUACAGUGGUACCUUGGUUUACAAACUUAAUCAGUUUUGGAAGUCCAUUCUUAAACCUAAACCAAGGCCUGCUUUCCCUAAUGAGGCCUCCCGCCGCCGGUGCCCUUCCACCAUUCAGCUUCCAUUCUUAGACCAAGGAAAAGUUCACAAACCAGGACACUACUUCCGGUUUUGCGGAGUUCGUAAAUUGAAUAGUUUGUAAACAACCGAGGUACCACUGUAUCCCCAUUGCUGGCGAAGACCAAUUGGGCUAACUUAAACUAAUAACCAUACUCUUUGGAUUUAUAAAGCAGCAAGAGCAUCAAACAAAAUAAAAACAUGUCCUGGCCUCUUGAGGGAGUGUAAAUGAGGUCAUUUCAGGAGAUGAUACCGGAAGCAGGGUUUCUUUUUAACUGCACAUUUUAAUUAGAACUCAAAGCACAGCAGAUCAAAAAAAUGUGAUCAUGAAAAAGCCUAAUUAAUUUUUUGUCUAAGCAGCAAAGUCUCAGAAAGAGAGCAUUAGCUAGAAAAAGGAUUAUUAUUAUUAAAAAAUGAUUGUAUUUAAUGAGCAUCAAUACGUUUGGGAGGCUGAAAGUGAACCUGAACAUUCUAUCACAUAAUAGACAAAUAUUGGAUUCAACUUCCAGCAGGAAACCACCUAUGGAGAUGAGAGUGACCCUGUCUAUAGCUGGUUGACAGGCAAUGAUUUCAGGAGGCACAAUCAAAUGGGAGCCAUAUUUUCAAACAAAUACAAUUACAAUCAAAAGCAGAUUAGGGGAAAGAUCAAAGCAGUCUCAGAAAUGAAGUUGUGUACAUUUGACUGGUGCAUUGGGGAUUUGGGACCAGGGUUAAAAAAAACAAACUUAGCUUUUCUUUAGUGGAAUCUAUAAAAUGAAGCUUUGGGGGACAGGGGGAAGAAAUCAAAUCUCUCAAAAAGUGUUGUUGGAAGAUACACCCAGAGGGUUCAGUAAAAAUAGGUUUGGAUUUAUUUAAUUUUUAUAGCAAAUAAAAAAAGUUAAGUUUAAAGCCAAUCGAGUCAUAUACGACUAAAUUGUCACACUAGCAGAAACCAGCAGAACUAGCACAGUUAGACACACACACACACCCCACCGAUCUGCUGUGGAGGUUGGAGAGAGGCCCCAAAACACCACACAGUGUGGGAGGGGAGGGAGAUUAUGCUGUUGGAACAAGCAGGUUAUUGCCUGAGGAAACACUCUUCUUAGUGCUACUCUAUGUUUUUUCCAAUCAGCCUAUCUGGGCAUGCCCUGAUAUUAACCCAUUUUGUUGUAGUUUUUGCUACUGUUUGACAGUUUUCACAGGCUCCUCCCCCCAACAUACAUGAACUCAAUAUGAGCUAUAGCAGGAAGCAAAUUCACACUGCAUCCAAAACACAUUUACACCUAGGACUUUCCCCAAAGAAUCCUGAGACCUGAAGUUUUCCUCUCAUAGAGCUACACAGAUCUCAGCACACUUAACGAAACUUCCCAGGAUUCUUUGGGGGGUGCCAUGGGUUUUAAAUGUAUGUUGCAUUUCCAGGUUAUGUUCAAGCAUCUGUAACUGUUAGGCUUCCCACCUCCACCCCCUCAUUUAGAGCAUCAUCUGAGAAAAGAAAAAACUGAACAAGAGACCAAUUAACAUCUUGAUUUUUAAUAGCUUUGUUCUGUGGUUUGACCACAGCUCCUUAAGAACAAGCAUAAAAUCUGUAUUUAAAACUAACAACAGCACUUAGAGCAACAUUUUCCUUUAAAAGUAUUGCAAUAACAGACCUUAGGUCUAAAAACUAGAACAUCACCAUUUGCUCAGUUAAAAGAAGGCAGGUACACAACUGCUGAAAUCUUUUUCUGCAUAUAACUGGAAGUUACAUUAGAAAUUAAGCAGGAAAUUGAGGUUAAAGGGAACAACAGAAGCUUAAAGCAAGUUAAGAUUCCUUGUAGUUUCACAUGAACCACUACCAAGAGGUUUGAAUAAAAACCACAUUUAUAUUUCCCCACCAGAUACCUUAAAAAAAGUUUAAAUGAAAGACUAAAUAUUGUAGAUAGUGCUGUUUUUUAUUUGUAUUUUUGGAAUAACUUGAAAGAAAAUGCACACACACAAACAACCGAGGCAGACAUAAGAGCAGGACAUGUGACCCAGUUUGGAAAGCAACAAAUCAUAUGCACCUUAUUGUGUAACACAGAUUAUAGGCUGGAAUAUUAACACUAAAACAAUAAUAAAAUGUACUGAAAGCAGGCAUGAAUGCAGCGGUAAAUUCAGUAUCUAAUAGCCAAGUUAGUGUGCAAACCAUAGAAACAUUAUUUGCUAUUUGACAAGCUACUUGAAGACCACGUUCUCUGGUAAUGUGUAAAUUGCUUUAGUACUGCACGUGAAGAAAAUGGUUACUCUGAUAAAGUCUGUUUUAAUUUUUGCAGUCUUAACAACAUGCCUUUGAACUCUUGUUCCAGAGGGGAAGUGUUUGGUUGUAUGCAGGUUGUUUUGGAGUGGGGGUGGGGGGUAAAGUUUGAUUUAAAAUUAUAUAUAUCUAGGAAGUGGGAAAGUCUGAACGGAGCUCCAGGUCUACUUGACAGGUUUUUAUCAUCUCUUUCCUCACUGCAGAUUCAAAGCAGAUUGGUUCUUUUUAAAGAGAAGGGUUUUGGAGGGUUUGUUUGUUUUUUUGGUCCAAUGGGUAUAAAACAUUUUGUUAUUGCAAUUUUCAACCUGCAUGCUAGAUACCACCCUGCACACAGUUCACUAACAUGCAAGGUUUCAUCUACUCUGGAGAACAUCACAAUAACGCAGAGCGAGCAAGGAAAUGGUCAGCACAACCAAAGUUUUAAAGGUUAGCACUCCAUCUCCCAACCAAAUGAACAAACAAUAUUUAAACCGUGCACACAAGUUUUUGGGAGGCUACUUAAAAAUAUCUAGUGUGGGUGUGGAGGUGGAAGAACAGAACAGAUGGCAAAAAUAUGAAAGCGCCACAAACACCAUAGUACUUGAGGACGGGGAUAGCAGAUAGUAUCCUGGUACAGGAUAGAAGUAUAUGUUUCCUAGGAGGAUAUCAACAAGCAAAAUUGCAGGCCUGGUACAGAAGUAAGGAUGUGCUAGUAAGAGCUUAGCAAAGAACACAUUUCUGAACUCAUUUGGCCUUGUUGACCUCCUCUGUGAAAGACAAUGCAGAUUGCUCCUCAGAUUAGGAUCAGUCCCUCUGGCAAUGACCUAGAUAAUGAUUGCUGACAAGGGCACCCAAACAAACAAAAAACUUUUUAAGCACAGCCUUUGAAAGCCACAAUGUCUCCUGAGAACACAGCCACCAGGGGGACUUCUCUUCAUUCCCAUAGGUUAAGUCAACAAAGGUGUGGUCAGCAUCAAUUUAUCAAUUUGUGGUCCAGCUUUGCUGGGAGUGGGCUAGAAGAGACCGACUAGGAUAGUUCUAGGAUAGUUUUAACCUGAAAGGCAUCCGCAUCAUCACCAUGUCACUCAAGAUGAGGAAAACAGACUUGUUAGUCAGAGGAACUAAUUUCACACUCUUGAUUAACAAGGUCAUUCUGAACCUGAACCAACAAGGAUAUUGAAAAGUUCCUUUUUAAAAAAGAAUAAUAAUUACAAGAUUCUGCUGUCUUCAACACUAAAAACCUGCCUUAGUUUUUUCUGAGGUAUUUGCUUUGCCUAAUAAGCCUAAGCUCCAGAAGCUGGAUACAGUGCAGACAGAUGGUGAACUUGUACUGCCAAGGCAACCUUGCUGAGCACAGCACCUGCCACACCAAACAAUAUUUUCCUUGUUCUCAUCAAGGGUCUAAGACCUGUCUCAUUAUCCAAAUUAAAAACAAAGUCGCAAAAGGGGGAAAAAUUGCAAUAGACCCUUUCAUAAGAAAAGAAACAAAAAAUCCAUUGGCCAGAAAAAGAGGUGGUCUUGCAAGAAAAGUAGCUUGCAUCCUUCAAAAGUCACCAUAACAUCAAGCAUUCCCAAGUUCAGCCUGCAAUGGACAACCAGAACCUUUUAAAAUCUUGUCUCACUCACACACACACACGAUGGACAAGUUGGGAAGACACAUCAAGAUGGCAGUGCUUGUGUUCACUAAAAUGAAAAGUGCAUGAAAGUUUGUGGAGUGGAAAACCUGCAAAAUUCUGAUACUUUUGUGGGAGGGUAGCAGCAGUAUGUUAUUCCUUGUAUCACUUGGAUUAUAAGGAUUGGAUACCAAGUCUGGUAUCACAGUGACCAGCACAUUACUACUGCAAAGGAAAGAUGUGCAGGGAACACCAAUUUGACCCCUUAAGAUCACUGCCUGGACCACACACCAAAUUUAAAAUGGCAUUUAAAAAAUAAAUCCUGCUCCUGUGAAACAAAAAUGCUAGUCCAUCUUACAUUUUGAAGGGUGGUUUGGAAUUAAGUUCCUACUUUAAUCAAAUCUUAUUUUAAAAUGUUGGCGUUUCAAAUAUAGGUGUUCUUAGGAUUCAGCCCAUCUCUAGGUUGAUAAGAGUCAUAAAUAACGAAAAGAAGCCAAUGGUCUAAUCUCAUAAUAAGUAAAGCAGCAAGGAAAAAUCAGCGGCUAGCUACAACGUUAAGUAUUUAUGCAUUUAAAAUGACACACGCAAACAACACUCACAAGUGACUCCUUACAGCAGAGAUGUAUCAAGCAACCGGUUAUCAUCAACAGGCUAAUAAUCAAAAGUGGUUUGUUCAAACUUUGUUUUCCGUUAUAGUACUUUGAUAUUUCAUAAGAAAAUAAAAAUACAUGGGACUUCCCGUCUUUUGUAUGCAUUCUUUUGCAAAUUCUUACAAAAAGGACGAAGCACACAAGUAGGCAUUCACAAGUUCAAUGCCUUUUUGUGUUUAAACAGUUAUCUUCUAUACAUUAUGUUACAAUAUUAACAAUGGGUUUCGUUUCAUUUUGUUUUUCUACCCAUUGGGUAGGAUAUGUGCAUAAUAUAAUGUUAUAUACAGCACCCUUAAAAAUCAAAAUUGAAGAGACAGAUGACCAAGAAAAGCACCAUUUUCAGUGAGGCACAACAAAGCUGGGAGAAUAGGCUCGAUUCAAAGGAUCAUUCAAGUCACUGGGAAUCUUUCUACUGAAUUCAAUGGCCUUUGAGGUUUCGAGCCUAGAGAGUGCAAGGGGGUUGUUCCUGAACUUGAGGCACCUUAGUUGCUUAUGAACUAUAAUCGUGCACACCUCCAAAUGAUAUAUUUUAUACACACAUGUAUACAUUUAAGUCAUAUCCCUUUCGUAACGUAUGGGACAAACACUGACAAAAUAUUUAUUUAUUUGAAGGGCAAAGAGAUGGGGUGGGGAGGGAAAUGAAAAUGAGAUCCUAGCACAUACCAUGUUGUAUCCAAACAAAGAACCUGACAUACCAACUCUACUUAAAGCAGAAGCAGCAGCAAUGCUGCAAUAAAUAGCCUGAUCCUACACAGAAUUACGUGAAAUUAAACCCAUGCCCGUUUCAAUGGAACAGACUUCCACAAAUACAAAUGGACAACUCAACAGCCAUCACUGUCAACACACACGUUUGGUGGGACUGGAAUAAAAGAUUUUCCCCUAGCCCAAUGGACAGCUUUCUAGCAUUAAAAGGGAGUUAGAUAAUAAACUAUCAUUCAGUGUAUUGGAUUCCAAACCACCAAAGUUCAUGCAAGUUGGGGAAAAUAUUUGUGUUUGGUCUUGUUUAAGACAUGUUCAGUUCCAACUAGUCUCAGCACUCAAUUUGUUCUUCAGAACAGAAAGUAGCAAUAAAAGACAGUAUGAGAGCUUUCACCAAUAUAUUUGUAAUUCUAACAUUUGACACUGGUGGUUGUCAUCACUGUAAUAUUAUCAGGGGGGGGGGAAUAAACCAGGCAAAUGAAUCACCUAAAAAAGCAAAGCCACCUUUAAAAUUGGCAUUCAAAAGGCAAUUUAGCAUACACACCACUGACUUCAGCAGGAAUAUAUUCAAAUAAAGUAGUGAGUAAGCCUGUCUAUUACGGAAAGACAUUCAUAAGUGAAAUGGCUAGUUUGGCCACUACAAGUCAAUAAUUGGAUAAUCCAAUUACCUUCAGAGUGCUUUUAAGAGUAUGCACUCAGGUGCCAGGGAUGGAGGGUACAAUUCAGUGUAAAAAAUAAUAAUUCUUAUUUUGGCAAAAGAUUGGUGGUUCCUUUGUCAACAUAACUGAAGAAUGUCAUUGUCUUCUUAUACCUUGUCACACAAAACUCGCUUGUCUUAAGCCAUUGGGGUCAUCCAAAUUGCAAGCAUCAGUCUCCAUAUAGGGGCCUCUUUAUUUUUAAGGAGCACUUAAGGACAUAGUCCCCAAAGCCUAUCCAUCAAGGAAAAUGUAUAUGAAUGAGCCCUGUCUCUAGGAAGACUUGGAACAAGAACUAUUAAUUAGUUAAUUUAGGAGGGUAAUUCUCCCAUGGAGUUCUACAAAACAAGAAAAAAUAAGCCUUGCUUGAUGGCCUUAGCCAUAUAGAUUUUCAAAUCCAAUUCUAAGCACUACUACUAGUAGAAACUACCUGGCAGCCACAGACUUCCCCCAAGGAUCAUACCAGAGUACAAGAAGAAGAGAUGAAUGGGAGGAAAUUUUGCAUUCUUCCUAGCCAAAUCUAGGCAGAAACAUACACAAAGGUGCACAUACAGGUAGGGGGAGGAGGACUUUUGAGAAAGAAAAUCAUGGAUUUAAUAGGAUUUUUAGUAACAUUCGUUGACAAGCAAACAGUGAAAUAAAGGCAAAGAACAGAUUUUUUAAAAAAGAAAAACCUUUGCUCAUUUUUCUUUAGGAAGGUAAUGAUCAAAAUUAAAAAGCAAGCAUUGACCAAACUAAACCCAUACAAGGUAGUGCUUGUGUGGUGUUGCUGAUUCUGCUUCCAUAGGUUCAAAAGGAUGCUUUCCUACUUGCAUCAAUCCAAAAGUAGUCCUGGGCAGGACACUUGCCAAAGAAGAGAGAUCUUUGAUGGAAUGCAAGUUCUCACACAUACGCCUGGGUGGGGUGUGGGGUAGUAAGAAAUAUAAAAAGGUAAGGGACGCCAGUCAAAGGCGACUAUGGGGUGUGGCGUUCUUCUUGCUUUCAGGCCGAGGGAGCUGGCGUUUGUCCACGGACACCUUUCAGGGUCAUGUGGCCAGCAUGACUAAAUCGCUUCUGGCGCAACAGAACACCGUGACAGAAACCAGAGUGCAAGGAAACGGCAUUUACCUGCCCGCAGCAGCAGUGCCUAUUUAUCUAAUUGCUCUGGCGUGCUUUCAAACUGCCAGGUUGGCAGGAGCUGGGACAGAGCAAUGGGAGCUCACCACCAUCGAGCGGAUUCAAACCACUGACCUACCAACCAGGAAGCCCAAGAGACUCCGUAGUUUAGACCACAACUCCACUCGCAUCCCAGCAAGAAAUACAUAAACAUAUAAAAAGAAGAAAUAACUAGAAGUAAUCACCUGACCAAAUACUUGUUGCAUUCUCGUGACAAACACUUCUAACUUUUAACCAGCUCCUCUCAAAUUUGUAGCUCUAAGGGCAAAAAGGCUUAAUUAGUUGAUUUAUACCAUUCAAAAAGUCCAUACCAAAUCUCUGGAAUAGUACUGAAUAAUUUCCUAAAAUCUGAAUAGACAAGACAUUCAAUGUGUCUACGAAAGCAAAUAUAUCGAAAUGAUAUAUAGAAGUUUCAUUGGCUUCACUACAAUGCCCUCUGGAAGUUAUGUCAAGAUAACACGUUGAACAAUUUUGUGCAUUGCACAUCAUUUUAGAGACUUUUUUUUUUUACUGAGUUAAGAGUUCUAAUGUUUUCAAAGGGUUCCCUCACCACUACCACCUCCAGGCCUAUAAACCAAAGGUAGCAUUGCUUCACAACACUUUUUCUCCAAAUUAGAAAAGUGAUCUGGGUUUUUUCUUGGCCAAGGAGCAUGCAGUUAACUGAAUAGUAUGAUAUCUCUCGAACAUAUAAAACUGCAGGGGCAGUUUCUAGCAGUCAUGCUAUGGUGCAGCUUCAGUGGACUGAAGACUUACUGCAUCCUGAUGACACUGCCCGCCCGUUGAUUUAGCAUUAUCAUGCCAAAACAAGUGGCACCAAUCAGAAACAGUAUCUGUGUGUUGCACAUUACAAGUCACUGUUCUGGAAUGUGUCCACUGAGCUGAUACUCAAAGAUGCCAUUUUGAUUAGCAAGAAUAAAUUUGAAGACUGGUAAAGCUCCUGUGUGAUUUGCAUAUGUCAGUAUCACUCCAAACCCACAAAUCUAGAUGCAUCUUUAAAUGUUCUACAUACAAAGAACUCAUUCUACAAGGAAUGCCCCUAUUUCACAAACAUAUCCAAGCAGUAUUUUGUGUAAAGGAGUUGGAAGACAUAACAGAUGUUACUUAAUUUCAUGCCCAACACAGAACAAGUAGGAAUGAAGCCCUGAAAAUGUACAUGCAGUGCAAUGAAAUAAGUAGCUCCCAUUGGUACUCUCUUAUAACACUUAACUUUCACUUUUAAACUGCACAAUUGAAAGAGCCCUAAAACAACUUCUCAAUUUUAGGCUAAAUUAUCAUACCAUCUUAAGCCCCCCAGUUCACCAUUUUCACAAGUGGAGAACUUGUGAGCUAGUUCUGCGCUAGAAUUCUAGUUCUCAACAGGAAUUGCCACAUAAACCUUUUAUCAUUUCCUUCCUAGGAAGAGGCGUUUAUAACAUUUUAAAUAGUGAUCCCAUAUAUGCAGGCCUUUCACAAAAGUGUUGAAUAAAGUCUGUUAAUACUAAUACUGUUAAUACUCUCUCUACAGGAAAAAGGGAAGAUAACACUGCAAAUUCUGAAAGAACUAGAUUUGGAUACAAUUGAUUUUCAAAACCAAUCAACACCUAGAAGACUGCUGCAAAAUAGUUUAACUUGUACCAAACUAAAAGCAGUUUUAAGUGUUCCUUGAUUGUACAUGGUCUCAAGCCCUAGUUGAAAGAAGCUUGACAGGUGAAAAAUGAAGCUAUUUUUUUGCAUUAUUCUCCUGUAUAACAUCUGAUGUUCGGGGGACUGCCACACACUGUAACAGAAAGAUGACAAGGGAUAAUCCUCAAAGUUGGGUUUAAAUCCCCUCUUGCAUAUAGUCUACAAAAAAUGGAGCAGCCAGUUUUCACACGUCCCUUCUGUCAUAGGUUGGUUUGAGCAUUGUGUGUAUCUCUAUAAAGAGAAGGUGCUCCCUUUUGAAUGAUGCUAAACAUGGAAAGGUUUAGGACAUUCGUUUUGUGGCCUAAACACACUUUGCAUGUUUCAUAUUGCUAGCCUUUGGGGAGGAGCAGCCCUACCCCUAAACAGAGACAGCCACUUCAAGCAGCUGAUUUUGGAUGAAAUGAAAGGGCAACAAACUUGGUGUGCUUUGAAUGUUAAGGAGAGGGACUACCUCAGAUAUCAAAAUAAUCCUGACCAGCUUUUGCGAUUAUUUGCAGAGACUUGGGAGCAGGCCUCUGUAGCGCUUGUCUGAGGCCGGGGGUGGGAUUCUUGUUAGAAUGUAUAAACUCACAAACAGUAUAGGUCUAGCAGGCCGCUAGUGAGACCCCCCCCCCCCAACCAGCGUUGCCCUCAGAGGCCUGGGGCAAAUGUAUUUCCCCCCCCCCAAAAAAAAAAACUACAUGGGCCUGCUUGGAAGGGCACUUGUUUUCAGAUAUAGAGUUGAUAAUUUUCAAUUUAGAAAGGAUUUUUUAAAGUCAUCCCGCACCAAGUCAGGAUUUGUUUUGAUUGAAGAAAUUAUCUUGCAUUUUAAACAUAGCUAUCCACCCCUUGACAUCCAUUCCCACCUCAUUCAAGAAUAUCUGCCAAAAAAAGGAAUCCAGGCCACAUGUAGUCUUGCCCUGAAGCAAGUACAAAGGAUGCACAAAGCAGCACAUUAGAAUUUAUGCACUAGUCGGAGACGACUAAACAACUAAACAACAACAACAAGCACACCAGUAAUUCUUAUCCAGGAUGCUAAGCAAACUUUGUUCUCAUUAAUGAACCCGGGAUCAAAUUCAUUAUGUCAGGAAUGCCCUUGCAGGUGCGAAAAAGGACAGCAACAAAAGAGAAAUGUCUCAAUACUCACAGAUGCAGCAAAGGGAAAAGAUAGAAAGAACCCAACAGCCAGCCAAAUAGAGAUUGUCCCAGUCCCAGCUUAAUGUGGUUGGAGAUUAUGUAAGUGUAAAGGAGAAAGAUGUUUCAGCCUUGAUACUGCUUAGAGACAUAAAGAUGGGCCAUCUCAAGGGUAAGCAUCUGCUCAUGAAUAUGCAUAUAUCUUUAAGCCCUCACGCCAAAUGCAUGAACGAUGUAGAGCUUUCUGAAAUAAUAAAACCUUUGAAUAAACACAGGAAAUCGGAGAGCUCAGGAACUUGUGGCAGCCACCUAGAAAUAAUCCUAACCCUCUGCAGAUCAGUGCUUAAACUUAACACUAAACCAAAUCCAACAGCAUUACCUUUUAUGGAACACAUUCUUGGCAAAGCAGGGAGCAAAUUUGGAGUCCAGGUGGUCUACUGCCAACACCUACUUGCCCAUCGGUUGAUCCAAUAAGUUCCAGUUUGUCAGCUGACUUUCAAUUAACGACUGCUGAAAUGCAAAGACCUUAGAGGUUUGAAUAAAUUAUCAGAUCAUACAACAGGAGAAACGUUCUAUAGAUGCAAACACACACGUGUAAACUUUAAAUCCAAAUUAUAAAGGUAUGCCCCAUCUCUAACCAUUCAAUUCUGUAAUAAUUAAGUUCAGAAACGUCUCACUUGGAAAUCACAUUAGGCAGGAGCUGAAGAACAGCUGGUCAUUUAGUCUCACUGAACCGAGUCCAGUGGAUAUUAUUAAAUGGAUACUACUAAAUCACCUUAUAAGCUUAUCUCCCUUGAAAGGAACAGCAUUCACAAAAAGCAAGAACUCCAAGAUAGCCGACUUGUAGUGGCUGUUCACACAACUAAGCUAUCACGAGAUAUUUAGUUACCACGUGACAGACAGAGGUAUGCAAGUCAGCCCCGCUUACUUAGAUGAGAAAAAGAGCUUUUAAAUCAUGGCUACUUUAGGACUACGAGGAAGUGGGCUGUGGUCAGCUCACAAAAAGGUUCUGUGGUUUUAGAUUAUUAUCUAGACUGUCCCUCAAGCUUGUCAUCAAGUUCACAAGCCACCUUAGAUUAAUGAAAGCAUAUUUACAGAGAAAACAUCUAGAGCAAGAUAUACCACACAUGCUGAUUUGGCAUAAAAACUCUGCAUAGGUCAGAGACUCCGUUCGGCAAUCAGGUUUCAAUCUUACGUUCCUUUAGUUUGUGAAGUUCAACAGAAACCCAAACUUCAGCAAGCUGAGCAAGGACUACAGCCCAGGUCAUUACAAUAGUUGGUACACCUGUCAGCUGUUCGGGUUUGCAAAAUGGUGCCCUUAAUGACUAUAGAAAAGGGAGACUUCCAAGGGAAAUCUUCGCCAUGCAGCUAUAACUCUCAGGAAUAUCAAAAUUUAAGACGCUUUCUUUUAAGGUUCAUUUGUUAACUGCAUUUGAAGUGCCUGUUUGUGCUUUGUGUGUGCUUUGUGUUCACAACCAGUCCCCUUUGGAAUACCUUCCAAUUUCAUUUGCAACACAGGUAAUCAAUCACAGAAUGAAAUACAAAUUCACUGGGAUUCCUUAGGCUGCAUUUUUUUAAAAAAAAAAUUGUAAUAAUAUAUAUGUUACAGUUCUAAAGUUAUAUUCAAAAACGUGACACAGCAUGAUCCUAAUAACAAGUUUACACAACUGUUUGCACACUCGACAUAAACCAGUUCAGAUCAAUGCAUGAAGACAUGAUUAACCAAUUACAAAACUGAUUAACUCAGAUUCCCAAACAAUUCCCCGUAGCAUUCUAAUGGUGCAAGCUCGGCAAACAACCACUUUAGCAUUGUCAAACUAGCUGAAGAAAUGGUAGCUACUAAGGAAAGGGCCUACAGAGGUCUGAUCUAGCACACAAAAGAUAAUAGGAAAAUCACAACAAAAGUGCAAUUUAACAGCAAAAACUCAUAAUGUAUGUUUAAAUCAUUUAUUGUAGGAUGUCAGGCUAUGCAACUGAUUAUGGGCUCAAGUGAAGAUAAAAAUCUGCAGAAGCUUUAGGUAACAAGGAAACUGCAUUUUUUUAAGAGGGGGGGGACAAGCAAUAAGAUUUAGUAAUAAUCACACACAAAAAGGUAAAUGCAUCUGGCAUUUUUAUCUGCUUCUAGUUAAACAAAUGGCUUAUAGCAAAAACCACCUAAAGGAAACGCCUGCAAUUUCACAUUUGCUUUCUUCCACUCAUAAAUUUCUAAGACAACUUGCCAAUGUCCUAUUUGAAUGCAAAAAUUAUUGCAAAAGGUAACAUGUUAAGAUGUCUUUUGCUGUUUAUUUAUUUAUGGAAAAUGGUAAAAGAACUGAUUAAAUCCAAUUCCCCUUUCAAUGAUUAAUCAACAGAAGCCUAGACAAAUUUCUGAAGAGGGUUCCUAGGGGCUAAUCAUUAUUCCACAGGUGAAAAGACAACAUAUAGAAGAACUUCAUGUAAAACAGUUCUCAUAUAGUGCAAAUUUAAUACACUUGUAUCACAACACAAAUUAACUCCUCGUAUUCAUCUAGAUUUUCCCUAACUUUAUACCUUGGCACACAAAACAGAAAUGCUGAGUCAGAUAAAAAAUUCACACUUCUGGGAGGGCGGGGUAAGGAUAGCAAACUGGCCCAUUUUGCCCCCAUUUAACUAGUAACCCUUUCUUGACCUCUUCUUUUAGCCAUUCACUCAAUAUAAAACUGGCUGUGUAAGCCAUAUUUCUGUGCUAAGUUACCUCUUAUAAUUAAAUAAAUUCAAAUAGUUUAUUUAAAAUAAUAAUAAUAUAUCCCCCACCCACCCCAAAAUAGAAAAGAAAAUUAGAACACUGUUCAUGGCCAAACUGAAUGGAAGGUUGUGGUUGUUUCAAACCACUUUUCAUGCAAUUCCCCUGAAAGGAAUCAGAAACAACAGCUUUGCACGUUUGGUUUUACGAAACCGCAUCACAUGAAACUUAAAACAAUAUUGUGCACAGGGGCAUAUAAACUUCUAUAAUGCUCCUGCUUGAUUCUUCCAUCUCUCUUCAAGUGCAUAUGGAAAAGGAAACUAGACAAGGUUUCCUGGUUUCCUGUCUUUGCCUUUAAUUGGGACUAUUGUGCUCUCCGAAUUGUUCUGUUGAAACUGAAGUCUGCUCCCCCUAUGUGACGAAGGAGGUGCAUUGCUUUG
This is a messenger RNA of Zootoca vivipara (common lizard), 24164 nucleotides long. RefSeq names its product mitochondrial inner membrane scaffold 1 (gene MIMS1). NCBI's taxonomy places the organism in Eukaryota, Metazoa, Chordata, Lepidosauria, Squamata, Lacertidae. The record is from RefSeq and is a predicted model, not a curated record. Gene Ontology annotation, cellular component: mitochondrion.